Molecule: messenger RNA, 6947 nt
Organism: Hylaeus volcanicus
Lineage: Eukaryota; Metazoa; Arthropoda; Insecta; Hymenoptera; Colletidae
Gene: Smurf
Product: E3 ubiquitin-protein ligase SMURF1
Exons: 12
Coding region: 461-3199 (912 amino acids)
Biological process (GO): negative regulation of BMP signaling pathway; ubiquitin-dependent protein catabolic process
Molecular function (GO): protein binding; ubiquitin protein ligase activity
Source: RefSeq, a predicted model, not a curated record
AAGAAAAUACAAGCGAACGCUGAUAUUUGAUCACCACUGAAUACGUUAUGUAAGGUUCUUCGAUACUUGUCGACCAAAUUGAUUCAAACGUGUCUACUAGUCUAUACAAUAUCAUAUAAAACAUGCAUUUUACCUUCGAAGUAGACUCUUAUCUUCUCCCAAUAAUAAUUACAAUCCGCGUCUUCACGAAUCACACUAGAAUUUCACCGUAAAACUUAAAAUUAACUGUAAAAUUGUAGAGAAGUUACAACCUCACAAACGUCCGACGUGCCGCGCAAUGGCUUCGAUAUCUCGCGAGUUUCGAGACCGCGCAAGAAACGACUCGAGUCGAUACAGUCGGUAAGGUCGAUCAGCUGCAACAGUCGAUCGUGCAUGGUUGCGUGUGUGCGGAUUGCACCGCCGCUUCGAGCAGCAGCUUUAUUUACUAAUUAGAGUGUCGAUGUGCAGUAGGAAGCGUUAAAUGUGCGUGAAAAUGUCGAAUCCGGGCGGUAGUAGGAGGAACGGGGCCAUGAAGAUUCGUUUGACGAUUUUAUGUGCCCGUAAUCUUGCGAGAAAAGAUCUGUUUCGGCUACCGGAUCCUUUUGCUAAAAUCACAGUUGAUGGCUCAGGCCAGUGUCAUAGUACGGAUACGUGCAAGGCAACACUAGAUCCUAAAUGGAAUCAGCAUUAUGAUUUAUACAUUGGAAAGAAUGAUGGCAUUACAAUAUCAGUGUGGAAUCAUAAAAAAAUUCAUAAAAAGAAAGGUGCAGGAUUUCUGGGAUGUGUACGAAUAUUAUCCAUUACAAUUCAAAGACUCAAGGAUACAGGAUAUCAACGAUUAGAUCUUUGCAAAGCACAUUCAGAUGACACAGAUGUGGUUAAAGGACAAAUUGUUAUAUCUCUGUUAUCACGGGAUGGUCAUAACGGUGCUGUGAGUAAUACAGUUGGUCACAAUGCUGUAGUAGAUGUCCUUGGAGAUCUUAGUUGUCCAACAGAUUUACCAGAUGGAUGGGAAGAGAGAAGAACUCAGAGUGGACGACUUUACUAUGUUAAUCAUUAUACGAGAACUACGCAGUGGAUUCGUCCGAAUGCUCGGCCUAGCAAUGGUAUUAUACCAACUACGCCUGAGCCACCGCCGCUUCCUUUUUCCGAAUCUACUUCUCCCAGUGGCAGUGGGAGUCCUCCCAAUUUAACAACAGAAAGUCCUACAAGAUAUACACCUGAAUGGAACGGAGAAGGAACGCCUAGUAGGACGCCUAGCAGAGAUAGUUCUGCUUCAAAUACACCGAGAAAUACACCUACUCAACAACAAAAUAGAAAUCAACAGAAUCAACAUAAUACAAGAAACAUGACACCAGCGUCGAUUAGAGAGCGGCGUCCUGUUAGAGUAACCGAUGAACAGAAUGGUAAUCAAAGUGGAAAUGUUAGACCAGAUCGUAGCAUCAAUAGUGGUCAACCACGUAGGCCUAAUCGAAGUAAUAGAAAUAGAAACAGUGUAAUACCGAAUAAUGAGAGGAGAUAUGAUCCUCCGCAACCACCAGAUUUACCUAGAGGCUAUGAAAUGAGGAAAACGCAACAAGGACAAGUAUAUUUUUAUCAUGUACCAACUGGUACGUCUACAUGGCACGAUCCUAGAAUACCUCGAGAUUUACCAGCAAACGAAUUGGCAAAUGAACUUGGACCAUUACCUAGUGGCUGGGAAAUGCGACAAACGCAAAGCGGUCGUGUUUAUUUUGUGGAUCACAAUAACAGAACUACACAAUUUACUGAUCCCAGAUUGUCCAGUCAAAUUAUAAGCAAUUUACUAAAUAGGCGACAAAAUAAUAGUACAACUAAUCAAACAAGUAAUUCAAGUAAUUCAGCUCCAGCUACAAGUGAAACGUCAGAAGCAGAGACGCCUGCAUCACCAAGCAUUCAAAGCAAUAUGGUUCAACAAAGGCCAAGGACAGAAAGUGGAAGUAAUAAUAAUUCGCCGACGUUGGAAAGUACACCAUCGACCCAGAAUGCACAGACUGUAUCUGAAUUGCCAAAGGAACUAAUGGAUAAUGAACUUUUGCCAAAAUAUAAACGAGAUUUAGUAGCAAAGUUAAAGUGUUUGAGAGCAGAAUUGAACGCUCUUCAGCCUCAAAGUGGACAUUGUAGACUUGAAGUGUCGAGAAAUGAAAUAUUUGAAGAGUCAUACAGAUUGAUAAUGAAAAUGCGACCAAAAGACAUGCGCAAAAGACUUAUGGUAAAAUUCCGUGGUGAGGAAGGUCUUGACUAUGGUGGAGUAGCGCGAGAGUGGUUGUAUUUACUAUCACACGAAAUGUUAAAUCCACAAUAUGGAUUAUUUCAAUAUUCAAGAGAUGACAAUUAUACACUUCAAAUCAACCCAGAUUCAGGAAUAAACCCAGAACAUUUAUCGUACUUCCAUUUUGCUGGCAGGAUAAUAGGAAUUGCCGUUUUUCAUGGUCAUCAUAUAGAUGGCGGUUUCACAACUCCGUUUUACAAAAUGUUGCUUAACAAAGCUAUAACUCUCACCGAUAUAGAAGGGGUCGAUCCAGAACUACACAGGAGUCUUACAUGGAUGCUAGAAAACAGUAUCGACGGAGUGCUGGAUGCUACAUUUUCAGUAGAACAUAGUAGUUUCGGUGUAUUGAAAAACCAUGAACUAAAACCAGGCGGUAAAGACAUUCCUGUAACUGAAGAAAAUAAAAAGGAAUAUGUCCGGUUAUAUGUAAACUAUCGUUUCAUGCGAGGAAUCGAGCAACAGUUUCUGGCAUUACAAAAGGGAUUUCACGAACUAAUUCCACCACAACUGUUGAGACCAUUUGACGAGAGGGAAUUAGAAUUGGUUAUAGGUGGCUUAGGAACUAUCGAUAUUAACGACUGGAAAAUGCACACACGAUUGAAACAUUGUACACCCGAUACGCCGGUAGUAAAAUGGUUCUGGCAAAUUGUGGAAUCUUACGGAGAAGAAAUGAGAGCUCGUUUACUUCAGUUUGUUACUGGAAGUUCCAGAGUUCCUCUGCAAGGUUUUAAAGCUCUGCAAGGAUCAACAGGAGCCGCGGGUCCGCGUCUGUUUACGAUUCAUGCCGUUGACGUGCCUAGUGAAAAUUUACCAAAAGCGCAUACUUGUUUCAAUAGGAUAGAUAUUCCAGAAAGUUAUCCCUGUUAUCAGAAGAUGCUUGAUAAACUCACACAAGCAGUUGAAGAAACUUGCGGUUUUGCUGUUGAAUAAUAGGUAAAAUACAUAUCAUCUUAUUUUACGUGUAGCGUAUAUAUAUAUUCUGUUUUAUAGAAUCACUGAGACUAUACAUUUUCAUAGCAGGAAAUAUUCGUCGACAGAUUUUUAUUGUCGUUAAAUUAAAAAUUAAUGUUCAAAGUACCGGGAGAUGAUAUCUGAGGAGAGUAAGGAAAGAGAUUUUCAUUGUAAAAUGAAAAUGAUAAUACGUAGAAUGUCAGUAAUGUUUCUGACAAUGUUUUUGUACAAAUGUCUGGAUGGCCUUGAUGGUUGUAAUGACCGGCAAGUAAUUGCCGAUUGGUACAUCAUGUAUAUGAACACUCUUGUGAUUUCCUCACUUCGUCCAUGAACAUUUAAAAUGAAAUGGUUCCUCAGAAGUUUUGAUUAUAUUGGCCUCUAACUAUUUAUUAUUCAAUGACUGAUAGAGAUGCUCGAAAAUUAUACUUUUAUUGAGGUACAUACUUUGAUUGGCCUAAAAUUUUGAUUUUAUUUAUAUUAACCAAGUUUUCCGUCGUAACUCUAGGAUCAAUAACUUACUUAUAAGAUCACCAUCAAAGAAUUGACUUCAUUGUUCAAGGUAUGAUAGAAAAAUCAUGCAUGCACAAAUAUGUGUGGAAAAUGAAUUCUUUCACACAAUGAAAAACAUUGUUCAAUUGUAAAAUAUAUACUCAUUACUAUCUCACAUUAAACGGAAAUACCUCCAAAAAUAAAUCGAUAAUUUAAGAAUCUCAGAUCAUUUAAAAUUCGCGGAUGCGUACUAUUUAAAAUAAAUUUCCUGUUAUGGGACAACGUAUUUCAUUCUUGAAAGGUUUCAGUUUCUUUUUAAUCGAAUGUAGUAGUAUCAAUAUGCACAGUCAAUUAAUAAUUUCGCAUUAAUUACCUUUCAAAUAAUAGUUUAGUGACAAGAAUAUAUACUCAAAUUCAAACAAUUAUAAUUAGACGUCUGUUGAAAACAGUGCUGGGAAUCUAGUAUUUUACAGAUGUAUUAUCACAAUACGACUCGUGGUGGUUAGGGAGAAAAUUCAAAAUUUGUAUAUAUAUAUAUAUAUAUACAUAUAUCAUAAUCUUAAACGCAAGUGUCAAAUAUUUUAUUUUAUACAUGUUCUCAAUUAUUUAACGAAACGUGUUGAUUUCAUGUCGAUGGUCAUAUCAUUGUAUACGACGCACGUAUAUUACAAAAAUAUCGUUUUUAAUUAAUUUUUGUUAAAAUGGAAAUUAAUAGGUACGAAGUACUAUCAUUGAAUAUAAAGAGGUACGCGUUCUCAGUAUUAAAAUUUAUUUUAUCAUCGUACGAGUAACACUUGCGUUGAGGAACUUUCGAAUAACGCAAUCGGCAUAUUUUGUUAUUGCUGCGCAACUCGUGUCGAACGGAAUUUAUUGUUGCUUGUUUUGUAGCUAAUAGCGCCGAAUGCGUUAAUAAAAUGUAAAUAAUAAAGUUUAAUAUAAAAUUAAUAACACAAGCGUAUAAUGUGUACGCCAAAUAGUCGUCUUUGCACGAUGAAAACGCGUCGGUUUUAGUAUAGGUUAAAUCGUGAAUCGUGUACAUUAGCUUUAAUUUAAAGUAGGACACAUAUUUAAAGAAAGAGUUUAUUCGAUGAGUUUAUGUAAAGUUAGAAAAUUUUGAUCGAAUUUACUCUUUUGUUUUAGGAGUUCACAAAAUAAUCUAUACUUUACUAGCUUUUAGUAGAGUAGAGAAACUUAUUUAUCACACGAAACCUUCAUGUAGUCUAGCAUUUACUUUUAUUGUAAAAAAUCUAGCGGCUAAUAACACGAAUCAUCAUUUCGUAUUAUUAUUGCAUUAUUGUAUGUUAUUCUGCACUUAACUGUGAUCAAGCAUAUCUUGAAAAGAGGAGAAACAGUGGGAGACAGUUUUUAACAGUUUGUUUUAUUAUUCUAUAUACGUAUUUGUGUUUCUCAUUUUUGUUUUAAAUAACAAACCUUUAUAUUAAUAUUUGUUUCGAUAAUGUCUACUAGUGAAACGUUGUUACACUUUACAUUUUUAAGUAUCACCCGUUUUCGGUUUUGAAAUACGGUCUGAUUACUUAGCCUUCGCAUUGAUGAAGAUUUAUUAUAAAUAGACUAUCGUUCUCCCUCUUGCAUGAUACAUUAACGAGGCAAUCGUUUAUAUCAGAACAAAUUACAACAGUUAACGACGAUGAUGGUGAUAAUAAUGACUAUAUAUUCGAAAAGUUUCGUAAAACAAUGUCAAAUGAAAUUUAUCGAAUGAUAUCGUUAAUUUGAAAUUAUCUAAUCACGUUAAACUGUUAUCCACAUUACUCUUUAUUUUUACACUAAUUACGUUUGAGGACUUCAUUCUAACCUAUAACAAGAUUCGCAUUCAUUGUUAAUAUAUACUCUAAUGUUCUCAAAUUUAAAUUAAUGGUAGUCGCUAUGAAAGUCUCCCACGAGUUUGUUACAUUAUAAACUUUUUCAAUCUAUCGCAUCUGAGGGGGGGAUAAGGGCCUUAUUAGUGCCUUGGAGUCGAUGUCAAUGAGAAUAGAACAAAAAUUGUAUGUCUAUUAUAUUUUGGAAUAAAAGUAAUAUUGCAUGUCGUUAAAGAAAAAAAAAAACGAAAAAAAAACAUCUCACUAAUUCUAAAAAAAAAACGUCUGAAAAUGAUCACAACGUAAAUUUUACUAGUGUAUGUGUAGAUUAUGAUAGAACAAAUGACCCCGAAGUUGGAAUACAACUAGAAAUGAAUUUAUGUCACAAUGUUGGCAAGCAUUGUCAGAAAGUUUUAAUUAAUUCAUAAUCCUUAAGUAAUUACAAAGUAUGGAACACCUUUCUGAUUAUCUCUUGCUGUUAAAUAAUUACAAACAAUGGCGUAAAUAACACAUACAUAUUUUUUAAGUAAAUUGAUCUACAAGCUAGCUACAUACACGAGUAAUCGAGGACAAACAAAUCAAUGUUUAAUAUUUAAGAUAUAAUUGAUUGCGAGUAAAAUAGGUACUUUCAGUUAUGUAUUAUUAUAAGUGCAAUUGAAUUCGAUUGUUCGUGCACGGCGUGGAUCGUAACACAAUAACGUGGAAACUGUUUCGUACAAUAUUUUAACUGCCCCCCAAUUAUAGACAUUCAGCAGGAGACAAUAUUAAAUAAUGAAUUAAGAUAAAGGGUACAAAAAUUAGAAAAUGAUUUUGAAUACAUAUCAUGUAACGUAAUUUUCAUUGCAACACGAAAUUCAGAUGCGAAACGUAAUUAAGCAGAAUAAUUAUUAAUAAAGUACGGGUAUAGAUGCUCUCUUAAAUUGUGCGAACGUUCAACGAUUAAUAAUAAUCAGAGUUUUUAAUAAACGUAUGUGGUGGCCGGAUUUCGAAUUCCAUGUUAAGUACAUUGUAUACUUGUGCUUGGCAAUAAUAGAAUUUUACUCUACCAAAUAGCAGGAUAUUUUGCAAAUAUUUAUCGACACCCAUAAAAAAAUGCAUUUCGAUAAUUGGAGGUAAAUAUUUCUUUUCGUCGAAAAGCGACAAAUGAAAACAAAUAUGAAUGCACAUUAACAGAAAUAAGGAAUCGUUUAUUCGAUAAUACAUGGAUAUUUAGGAUUUAUUUAUCGAGGUAUGCGUGGAAAUUAUGUAAAAUUGCGAAUAUGUUACUACACUGCAAUUAUUUUAUUAUUAUUAUUGCUAUUGUAAUCGUUGUUAUUAUCAUUAUUGCGCAGGACCUUCGAAAUAUAAUUGUAUAUACAUCUUUUCCUUUUGUAUUUUGGAUGAAAUGUAUAUUUUAAUAAAAUAUCCAAAGUAUGAACUUU